AUGUUUGUAAAACCGUUGAUUAUCUUGGUGUUAGUUGGUCAAUCCUUGUGUUACAGCUGGAGCGAAGAGGCCAAGAAUUUUAAUAAUCUUUGUAGAAAAGUAAACCGUGCCUAUCAAGUAAAUAAGCUUGAUUUCUCCGAGAUUAAUGACAGGUUGGACACCUGUCUUAAUGCACACAUCAACGAGUCUGGCCUAAAGUCAUAUGUCCUAAAACCUUUGACAGAAAAAUCCUAUAACAUCAAUAAUGCAUAUAAAAACACUUUCCAACAAGUAAGUUGUACUGUGGACAACUUCCACAAUUUCAUUUAUUGUAUGGAAAGACUGUUAAAAUGAUAUAUUCAAUUUUAUUGACCAUGGAAUGGGUUAAAUAAAUUGUUUUUACAUAUAUGAG
Aethina tumida (small hive beetle) is the source of this 391-nucleotide messenger RNA. RefSeq lists its product as uncharacterized. The record is from RefSeq and is a predicted model, not a curated record. The coding region runs from base 1 to 333 and encodes 110 amino acids. The transcript is spliced from 3 exons. Lineage: Eukaryota; Metazoa; Arthropoda; Insecta; Coleoptera; Nitidulidae.